Triticum dicoccoides is the source of this 3439-nucleotide messenger RNA. RefSeq lists its product as uncharacterized. Gene Ontology annotation, biological process: protein desumoylation; proteolysis. Gene Ontology annotation, molecular function: deSUMOylase activity. The coding region runs from base 1118 to 3223 and encodes 701 amino acids. The transcript is spliced from 15 exons. Lineage: Eukaryota; Viridiplantae; Streptophyta; Magnoliopsida; Poales; Poaceae. The record is from RefSeq and is a predicted model, not a curated record. Gene Ontology annotation, cellular component: nucleus.
CCACCCCUUCUCUCCAGUCGCACGCAACCUCUCCUUUCCUCUCCAAUCUUUCUCGUUUUUCAUUCACAUCGGCAAGGGUUGCCGCCGCCGCGCUCACGCCCCAAAUUUUCUCCCCCACCCCCGAUCCCGCAGCGGCCGCCUCUGCUGCUCCUGCGCAUGGUCGCCGCCGCCUCUGCUGCUCCCGCGCGUGGUCGUCGCGGCCUCUCCUCCCACCUCAGCGUACAACCGCCUCAGCGCCUCUUCCUCUUCAUCUCAGAAGACGGCAUCGAGUGCGGCCGUCCCGUGCUCUCUUUCCCUCCCAGGUCGACCCAGGAGGAGCUCGAGCGGCAGAGCUGGUCCACGGCGCCGUCGUUGUUGGCAGGACCGUGAGCGCAGACACGGUCGGCUCCCUCCGGCUUUCGUGUCGCCGUCCAUCAACCCGUGAGGAAGAGAUAUAUUGAUGGCCAAGAACUCCUGGAGCACCCGCUCGGUUCAUCUCAUGUUCUCAUGCUCUCCUUUUUCUUCUGAUCUUAUGGAAGUUGUGCUAUGAUCAUAUAUCAUCUUCUACUCUGUACAUGUUUGUUCGAAUUCAUGAGGUUGCGAGAAUUAAGAAAAUUACAACACCAAUUCUAUUGUACUAAUCAAUGCGCUUAUGCUACUAUGCAGGUAUAUUCGCAGGUUAGUUGCAUGGAUAAGGCCUUCCCAACCGGGCACGCCCAAGAACGCCUCCUGCAGGAGGGCGCCGCCGCCGUCCCGACCAGCACUCCCCCGCCGUCCUACCACGCCCGGACUGCCACGGCAUCGUCGUACGGCGACUGCGGCAGGCUGGGCCGCAGGAGCAAGUGAGAUGGUCGAUGGGGAGACGGCCCCGCCUCUGAUGCAGCUGGAGACGCUGCUGGCGCUUGGCCUGGACCAGCGCAUGGCGGAGAACGCGCUGGUCAACAGCAAAGUCACCUAGCCUCCGUCAUAGCCAAGAACCAGGGCAAAUAUGGGAGCUCCAUCAAGGCUUUGGUGAGCAAACUGUGUCCUUGCUCAGCCUCUCUCAUGUUGAUUGGGCAUCUUGGAAUUUUAUUUUGGCAACUUGGCCAACUGGUCUUCCAACAAUCAGCAGUAGCAGAAAACAGAUGACACCUCCGAAAUGAACAUUCCAGAGGAUUUCGAUAACCGACCUUCAAAAAAAGCAAAAAUUUCUGAAUCAGGUGUUUUGGAGUCAUCACCAAUGUCACCAACUAUGUCAGCAUCUAAUCCAGUUUCUGAAUGUUUUGAAUCGAUUGUGCCUGAAUCAGAAAAUCAGAUAGAUCAUGAUCCAUUGCCAUCACCUUCUAGCUCGACAUUAACUCCUGUUUUAAUAUUACAUGAUGUCAAGGAACCAGAUCCAAAUAAAGGGAUCAAAGUUGAUGAGACAUAUGAUUAUCUCCCACAAGGUAUUUAUUUAUUUAUUAUGUAUACUUUCGUAUUUUAUAUAUUCUUAAAAAAAUUAUUUUAUGCAGACUAUACAUUGACCGACCAUGAUCUAUGUGCUCAUAUAGCAAUAGAAUCAUCUUUGAGUAAACAAUUGCUCGUGGAGAUAGAUGGAAGUUGUGUCUUGCAAAAUCAAUUGAUGUGCCUGCUAAAUGAAAAGGAGUGGAUAAAUGAUGAUGUGAUCAAUGCAUAUAUAUGUUGUAUAAAGGACCAAAUACAUCUCCAGAAUGAUAAUAAAGUAUAUUUUGAGAGUCCAUUUGUUACCUCACUAUUUAAACGAGAUGGCGAACUUGGAAUACAAAAAGAUAGUGCCUUCAUGACAGAGACUGUCGUCGAAUAUAUGCAACAUGACAUGAUUAAACUUCCAAUAAAUGCCAACAACACACAUUGGUAUUUAGCUGUUGUGAAUACAAAAAAACGUGAGGUUCAAGUACUGGAGUCAUUGUGCUGGGACUUUGACCGUGAUGAUCUCGCUCAUACGCUACGAGGAGUACAAUUUCAUUUGGACCUUCUUAAAAGUCAAAACUUGGUAAAAGACAAUUGGAAAGACGUUGAUCUCACUGAAUGGAAGAUCAUAGAACAAUUACAAAAGGCAAUUCAAACAGACAGUUCUUCAUGUGGUUUGUUUAUGAUCAAAUUUAUGGAAUAUUUCACCGGAUGUGCACUAUCUUACCCAAUUACACAGGAAAUGAUUACUUCAUUUAGGUUUAAGUUAGCCAGCAUACUAUUAUGUUGGAAAACAAACACUGCAGCAAGGACUACAAUCGUUGAAGAAAGUAACGAUGACACUAAUGGAGAUCCUGAUGAUGUUCAAAUAUUAGAAAGCCUAGAUGAUAUAAAAAUAUCAAAGAAAAAAAUCCCAUUAUCUGUUGAAAAUAAAUACAGAUCACUAAUAUCUAUUCUUUCUAAUAUGAGUGUACAUGAAUUAACAGCUGGACUCUGUAGCUUCAUUAAAUCAAUCAAUUACACUGAGAUUUUAGAGAAAGUAUGGAUCCAAAGUUCAAAGCCAUAUCCGAUUAGCUUGUCUCUCAGAAAACUACAAGAAAUGCUGAAGGAUGAUUUACCCAUGGACAAAGAUUGCUUUAAUUUGGUUGUACGGAAGAUUAUGUUUGAUGACAUCCAAACGGCACAAAAAACAAAACAUUCGAUAGCAAAACAUUAUCUCGACAUGAAAUUUUGGAUGACUACUGAUUUUGGACGGCACCCAGAAUUCCGUAAGAAGUUAGAUGCUGAACAACUAGCAAAUACUGUUCGUAAUUGGCCUGGUAUAAAAUAUAAUGUUUCAACAUGCAAAACGAUUCAUAUUCCAGUACAAUCCAACAGUGAUUUCAUUCUAUUCACAUUGGACAAAGAUACCAGAACUAUGUACAUUUUGGACCCUGCUCCUAUUAAUCCCAUGUACCGAUGGAACCCACUCGCAAAAUAUGUGCGCAAAAUUAUAUGGAUUGCAGAACACUUACAAAAGGCAAUGUCAAAAGCAUGCCCUGGGUCUAUAUGGAAUGAGGAUAUUCUCCUAUGGCAUCAAAAAAUCCUAGAUGAUAUUCCGGUUUACAACAGGGAACUGUCUGGUUAUGUUGUUCCUCUGUUCAUGUCCACAUGGGAAAAUGAAAGACCACAUUUGCCAAUUUUAAAGGAUGGAUAUGAACUCAGAAAAAUUAUUUUGGGCCAACUCCUAACAUUCAAGGACAAUGAAAGUGAAGAUAACAUGCCUGCCGGUGUACUUGAAUUCAUCAAUUGUAUCAGGAAAAUCCAAUCUAAAAGUGGACUUGCGUGCUAUUUCUGAAAACAGAAGCUUCUCUGUUGGCUGGCAUCUCUGGUAGUAGUUUUAGAUAAGUAGCAAAUGAACCAGUUGGGUCAAUUACAAAUAUUUGGCUGUAAAUGACUUUCAGUUUCUACCUUAUAAUGAAAUGUAGACAUGUACUCUUUAACAGUAUUGUGAUCUUGAUGGUGGUCUUAUGUAUUGGUUGAAAUUUCAUGAUGUUUUGCAGUGCUCUUAUUA